AUGAACAUCAACUUCAAAUCCCAGCCUGACCCAUUAAUUGGCCAUGAUGUAGCCAAAAAUGCAAAUUGUUUUCUAGUCAGACACACACCCCAUCCCCGGAGAGUUUGUCAUAUUAAAGGUUUAAAUGAUAUACCUAUUUGUGCUGUGAAUGAUGAGAAUAUUCUUAAAGCACUAUGUGAUGUUGGCCACUUGACUGCCCCAGAUAAGGACAUGCCACCACUUAGCAAAAUCAUCUAUACAAACAAUUCCAAGUCUUUCCAUAACCCAGUGCCAAACAAGACAAAAAUGCCACCUCGGCCUAAUUCUGAGCCCUGUAAACACACAAAUGAGUUCUUUAGUGAUCCUUGUGACAAUGGCUUAAAGAUCAAAAAGGAAGAGCUCCGGGACAGACCUCAAGUUUCAUGCCCAAAAGCAAACCAGGUUCCUAUGGUACCCUCUUCUGAAUUCACAAAUCCUAAGAAUGAUAUGAGAGGCAAGACAGUUUGCAUACCAAACUAUCUGGAUCAGGAGAUAAAAAUUCUGUCAAAGCUGUGUGAAAUUUUACAAACUGACUCCCUGGCAGAACUCCUAACAUGGCUCCUCCAUGCAAGUGUGAAAGAAAAAGAGUGGGUAUCAGCUUUGAUCCAUUCAGAGCUCUCUGAGAUCAACUUGUUGAAAAACCGGGACCACAUUCACCAAAAGGGACUUGGAAAAGAGAAAGAAAAACCACCUCCUACUGUCAAACCUGGCAGUGCCUCUUCUGCAAAAAGCAAGACUCCAACCUCAGCCAAGGAGGAAAUAUCUAAAGUCAACAGAGCUCCAAGUUCUAUCAAGGAAAAAAAUAAAGAAGCCAAACAAGCAGCUGAGAAUAAGCCUGGAUUGACUAAAGAAAGAACUAAUCUUGAAGACACCAUUUCAGAAUAUUUCAGCAAAACAAAGUCUCCUACUAAGAAUCUUAAGAUUUGGGAGAGAACUUGCUGCCCUCGCUCGGCCUCCAAAGCAAGAAGUCAACAGCAAGGGAGCAGGCUAUCUUCUCCCAAAUCCGCUAAUAACAAUAAUUUAAAGUUUUAA
Messenger RNA from Gracilinanus agilis (Agile Gracile Mouse Opossum), 1050 nucleotides. It is a transcript of the gene C6H4orf17, whose product is annotated as chromosome 6 C4orf17 homolog. Lineage: Eukaryota; Metazoa; Chordata; Mammalia; Didelphimorphia; Didelphidae. The transcript has 8 exons. The coding region runs from base 1 to 1050 and encodes 349 amino acids. The record is from RefSeq and is a predicted model, not a curated record.